Colletotrichum gloeosporioides is the source of this 882-nucleotide messenger RNA. RefSeq lists its product as uncharacterized. The transcript has a single exon. Lineage: Eukaryota; Fungi; Ascomycota; Sordariomycetes; Glomerellales; Glomerellaceae. The record is from RefSeq and is a predicted model, not a curated record. Bases 1 to 882 code for a protein of 293 amino acids.
AUGCGUUCGAACAAAAGCUGCGUUAAGUCCACCUGGUCCUCUGAUUACAAUCCAUGCAAGAAGCAGGUUCGCUUUACCGAGGAUACCUUUGAUCCUCGCCCAUCUGCUCUCUCACACACCCUGGACAAUUUCAUGUUCGCCCAGCCAGAAGAUAUGGCUUGCUUUGAUCACUUUCCAGAUGAGCCCGUGGUCAUCCGUCGCACACGGACAGUCCGCACGCCCAGCAGUAGCCCUGUUCGGACCGAGCAGAUCAGCACCUGCGCUCCCCUCAAGAGCUGCAUGAAGAAGCCCAAAAACUACGAACUUCCCGCGGUACCACCUAAAACCGUCCGCUUCAACGCGGCGCUUGAAUAUGAUACCGAUGUCAUCAAGCAUGAGCCUCCCCGACAACAGCAUCAGUCGCCACCCAAGGACUCCUCUGCUAAAGAGCCCAACCCGAGAACAAAACUGCCGGACAGACCUCUGAAGCGCGCCAACCUGGAGAAAAAAGAAUCCUUGGCAACAAAAAGGGCCAGAUUCGCAGUCGACGACAACAAUGACAACGGCAGCGACACCGAGGAAUUCAGCGACAUCGAGGAGCACAUCUUCCGCAUCGAGGAUAUGGUGACCGACUUCCGCGUAGAAAUGGCUUGGAAGAGAAUGAGGGAGCAGGAGCUCCGGGAAUGGGACAAUUACAUGUUCAGAAAGUCGCUUAUGGGGAACAAAAUCCGAAACACGAAACCUUCGAUGAUAAAGAAACGAAGUCCCUCACUACCGCAGGAGUGGAGCGAGGGGGUUGAGCGCGGUGUAAAAUCUGGACUGGUUGGUUCAGUGCAGUUGAGUACGGGCAGGCAAGUCGGCCUCAAGGCCGCGAAAGCGCGCCACCCGCUGUUCCGGGUUUGA